AUGAUGUCACUUGCAACAGCAAAGCCGAAACCAUCAGCUUCGUCAUCCAACGCGACUCAUCAGAAGGGGCAAACAGGUAUGAACGGAGGCCGCUGGACGGAGCAAGAACACAAGAGCUUUCUUGCGGGCUUACGGCUGUACGGUCGUGAAUGGAAAAAAGUGGCCGGCAAAAUCGAAACGCGUACGUCUGCACAAAUUCGCAGCCAUGCACAGAAAUACUUUGCUAGACUCGCACGGGACGACGAAAUGCGUAAGCACUGCGGGCUGUCCAUGGGAAUACCUGGGUCUGUCGGUUAUUUCAGCGAUGGCGGCUCUUCCAUCGCACAAAAUAGUGGUGAUGAUGACGCCGAUCCACCGGUCCUAUCGCGACAAAUGAUGAGCGCGCGAUCAAGAGGUGAAGCUAAUGAAACGCCUGAUAUCGUUAUUGCCCCAAUGAGCUCGGAAGUAGACGACCAAUACAAACCAACCGCCAAGACGACUAAAAAGCGAUCACGCGCAACACAGGCAAGCUUUGACAGUCGAAUGGGAAUGAGCUCGCCUAUCUCGACCUAUCCAUACAAGCUUCACAAACGAACAAAUGAUGCCACGCGAGUGGAACGUCUUCCGUCACAAGAAGAGCUGCUUGCAAAGGCGUCUCCCAAUUUACGUCAUCGAUUGUCAUGUCUUAUUGAACCAGAGCUGUGUGCUCUUCAAGUUCUCUUGUCCUAUGCUAUGCUGCAGCAACAAGACCAUGUUUCGGCACCAUGCCAAAAAGCCAAGCGACAAAGUAGAACUCACAACCUAGCCACAGCGACCACUGCCGCCACAGGAAGCGCCACAGCGUCGUCACUUGGACUCUCGAUGCUGUCCACAGAGCAGAUUCGAUCGGCUUCGUCGAUUUAUUGA
Molecule: messenger RNA, 885 nt
Organism: Peronospora farinosa
Lineage: Eukaryota; Oomycota; Peronosporomycetes; Peronosporales; Peronosporaceae
Source: the annotation of a GenBank genome assembly